Drosophila novamexicana is the source of this 766-nucleotide messenger RNA. Its product is annotated as protein late bloomer-like. The record is from RefSeq and is a predicted model, not a curated record. The transcript has 3 exons. NCBI's taxonomy places the organism in Eukaryota, Metazoa, Arthropoda, Insecta, Diptera, Drosophilidae. Gene Ontology annotation, cellular component: membrane. The coding region runs from base 71 to 721 and encodes 216 amino acids.
GAGAGACAGAGAGAGAGAGAAAAAAAAAAACUAAAACUGGCUGUGAUUUGGGUUUUCCGGCAGCUGUGAGAUGUGCUUUAAAACCGAGUGGGAGUGCACUAGUCAACAGCUGACCGGAGCCUGCCUCAUGCUCAAUGGAGUAUUGACGUAUCUCUACCUUGGUUCGCUAUUCCAAUUUGUGUACGUGCUCUGCAAGCUGGGCACCGACUAUGAGUUUGGCACCCUGUACGUGCUCUUGUCCUGGGUGGAGGGCAUAUGCAUAUUGCUGCUGCUCGUCGACUUGUGCUGGGUAUGCUGCAAAAUGGGCAACCUCCUGCUGGCGGCGAUCAUUCCUGCUUAUACGAUGGGCUUCUUCCUGCUGAUCGCCGGGAGCAUGAGUGUGGUGAAGUAUACCGAUGUCUAUGUGGUUGUGCGCAGUUUUUAUACAGACAAUUUGAUGACCUACGAGAGCAUCUACCAAUGCUGCGGCAUUGAUGGCCCCAAGAGCUAUGGCAAUGCCAAUACGACCUGGAAUGUGCCGCCCUCCUGCUAUCGCAACCAGGACGAGAAACCGGAGAAUCUCUAUCAGCGUGGCUGUCUCUAUGCGACCCAGGACCAUUGGUUCUGGUUUGUUUUCGCCAAUUGCUAUUGGUUUGCCUUUGUUCUGUUCACGGUCAAUCUCAUUACGCACUGGAAACUAAAUCGAUGUCUAAGGGCAAGAGCGAGGCGGCGUAUUCCAUAGGCCAUAUCACAAUAUAGAACAGAAUUUAACCAGAUUAUACAUUGU